Molecule: messenger RNA, 491 nt
Organism: Sinocyclocheilus grahami
Lineage: Eukaryota; Metazoa; Chordata; Actinopteri; Cypriniformes; Cyprinidae
Product: D-galactoside-specific lectin-like
Exons: 3
Molecular function (GO): carbohydrate binding
Source: RefSeq, a predicted model, not a curated record
GGACAUCACUUUACGUCCUGCGGUCUGAUCCUCUCGGGAAUCAUCGGAACUGAUGGGACAUUUAAGGAUGUUUUUCCCUGAUGUCUCAUAUUCACUGCUGUUGUUGGGAAUCUCGUGUCUGACUGGCUUCACUAAGACUUCACAGGAGUUCUCAGGUUAUCUGUCGCGUGUGCUGAGGAAUUACACCGAACAGGCGUGUGACGGAGAAUUCCUGACUGUUCGCUGCCCGCCCAGAACCUCCAUCACCGUCCAAUCGGCUUUCUACGGCAGAACAGACCCCGCACACUCACCUCAGUGCCUGUCCCCUUACAGCAGUGCUGGACCACUCUCAGUGCAUGACAUCACUUCCUGUCAUGUGUCCACAUCCUUGCAGGUGAUGACAUCACGUUGCCAGGGGAAACGCUCCUGUGUGGUCCGAGCCUCGACACAAGAGUUUGGCGACCCUUGUUACCACGGCACCCACAAAUACCUCAGCAUCAUCCACACCUGCG